AUGGUAUGGAAGUAUGGAACCACAUACCGUGGCGAUCCCAGUGUGGACGCGCUGGCCCGGGUAGUGUUCGGAGAGGCCCGAGGGGAGCCGUACGUCGGACAGCUGGCCGUUGCGUACACGGUGGUGAACAGGGUCAGGCACGAGGCUUAUCCGAGCUCGGUUGCGGCUGUCCUGGCAGCCACAUGGGGGAGUCAGAAACGACACGAGUACGAAACGCUGGACAUUCCUUCACACGAUGUUGCUUUCAACGACGCGAAACAACAAUUGAACAAGGAAUUCUUAAGCGCAGUAAUGGCGGCAAGAGAAGCAUUGUGCGCAUGCGCACCGGACCCAACCGGAUGCGCAGUGAGUUUCUGCGCAGGUGCCGGAUGUUUACAAGACAAUUCUUACUAUAUUGCAACAAAUAAAAUCCAGAUUGGAAAUCAUAACUUCGCGUGUCGCGUUAAGGCCAGUGGGAAAUGAUUUCUUCACUGAACAUUUGAGCGUCGCUCUAGUAAAACGCUAUGAAUCAUUUAAUGAUUGUCGUAAAGUGUCGUCCCAGAAGAAUAGCCUGUGCACAUGAUAUUGUAUUUUUUUGUUUGCAUACAGUAUUUUCUUAGCGUAAAUCCAGUUAAGAUGGAAAGUGUCGUCCCUGAUAAGCCCGUGAAGACUGUACAGGCUUAACUUUAGCGACACGUAAUGCUCAUUAAUGAAAACCAAUUUUCCAAAUCAUAUUAAGCGAUUCAAAGAAGAGUCAUAUAAUAUAGAAAGAUCAU
Molecule: messenger RNA, 755 nt
Organism: Dreissena polymorpha
Lineage: Eukaryota; Metazoa; Mollusca; Bivalvia; Myida; Dreissenidae
Exons: 3
Coding region: 1-462 (153 amino acids)
Molecular function (GO): hydrolase activity
Source: RefSeq, a predicted model, not a curated record